Messenger RNA from Lactuca virosa, 279 nucleotides. NCBI's taxonomy places the organism in Eukaryota, Viridiplantae, Streptophyta, Magnoliopsida, Asterales, Asteraceae. The record is from the annotation of a GenBank genome assembly.
AUGCAUGAAGACCCUUCCCCUCCUAUCACAUCACCUGGGCCUGUAGUAGAUUCGCCAAAACUGCUUCAACCGGAGGUCCAGAUGGCUAUUGUCCCAGUGGUCGGACCUGCUGUCGCCUCGACAACAACAACAGUUGCACAUUCCUUUGCUGUACAGCAACACUUCGACUCAUCUGAUUCCAUUCCGACAGAUGGCUUAGCUGCUAGCUCGUCCUCCAAAACAAAUGAGAAAAAUCAGAAUCCAAACCUUGUUAAUAAGUCAUGCCCAGCGAAUGAAUGA